This is a messenger RNA of Myripristis murdjan (pinecone soldierfish), 708 nucleotides long. It is a transcript of the gene ndufb8, whose product is annotated as NADH:ubiquinone oxidoreductase subunit B8. NCBI's taxonomy places the organism in Eukaryota, Metazoa, Chordata, Actinopteri, Holocentriformes, Holocentridae. Bases 71 to 637 code for a protein of 188 amino acids. Gene Ontology annotation, cellular component: respiratory chain complex I; mitochondrion. The record is from RefSeq and is a predicted model, not a curated record. The transcript is spliced from 5 exons. Gene Ontology annotation, biological process: mitochondrial electron transport, NADH to ubiquinone.
UGUGACCCCGUAGUUCCUGCGCUUGCGUACUUCACCGUGGGUCAGACCGCAGCAGCAGCAGCCUGUAAACAUGGCUGGAGUCGGUUUUCGACGCUGGGCCCAACUGCUCUCCAAACGGAAAGCGUCUGGCAUUCCAGCGCUCAUUUCGGGAUGUAGAGCAGCCUCUGGUGUUUCGAAGGAUAUUCUCCCUGGUCCUUACCCUAAGACUCCCGAGGAGAGAGCCGCUGCAGCCAAGAAAUACAACUUGAGGGUCGAUGACUAUCAUCCAUAUCCCGACAAUGGCGAGGGCUAUGGUGAUUACCCGAUGCUAGCAGACAGAUCUCAGCAUGAGAGAGACCCCUGGUACCAGUGGGACCACCCUGACCUGAGGAGGAACUGGGGAGAGCCGAUGCACUGGCAUUUCGACAUGUUCAUCAGAAACCGUGUGGAUACCUCUCCCAGCCCAGUUUCCUGGUCCUCAAUGUGCAAACAGCUGUUUGGUUACAUCGGAUUCAUGUUGUUCAUGUUCUACGUCGGUGGGGUAUACGCAUCAUACCAGCCUGUUGCACCCAAACAGUACCCCUACAACAACCUGCACCUGGAGAGAGGAGGAGAUCCUGAAAAACAACCCGAGGAAGUCAAACAUUAUGAAAUCUAAUGUGUAAACCUGACUGCUGUUCUGUGUAUAUACUAUACUUCUGUCAUGAAUAAAGACUUAUGUAAACAGUU